CUUGCAUAGCCAACCAACUCAUAUAGUAGUAAUUUAAUUACCUGCAGAGCCCCAGAAACACUUCAGAAAAAUUAAGUUUGCUCAAGAACACUCAGAAAAAACAAUGGUUUCUGGGUGCAUCACAAAGGAGGAGACGUUCUCUGUCGGCGUCAAGCGCCUGUGGAAGGUCAGUGCCGCCGAAGAUCACAUCUACCUGCCCAAGAUUGCGCCCACCCACAUCGCGAGCGUCGACGUCGAGGGGAGCGGCGGAGCGGGAACUAUCAAGAAAAUGAACUUCACAUCAGCUGUGCCAGGUGUCACCUUCUUUAAGAGCCGUGUACUGGUGCUCGACGAGGCGAACUACGUGUUCAAGUUCGAAGCUAUCGAAGGAGGCAAGAUCGGUGAGAGGUUCAAGUCGCAGGUGUUCGCGUACAAGUUCGAGGCCGCGGGAGAGAACUCCUGCGUCGUGAAGUUGAAGGUGGAGUAUGACACCAUCGGCGACAAGCCCCUCGACGCCGAGGAGGAGAAGCUCCUCCUGGAGAGGAGCUUCAAGAUUUUCAAGAAAGCAGAAGAGCACUUGCUUGCCAACCCUGGAGUUGUUGCCUAAAAGUGUAUCUCUUCUGAUCAGUCUCCAAAAAAUAUACAUGCAUGAGGUUUCUAUGCAGAAGAAGUUGAGUGGUUUGCUUUGUGUGUAUCUCCUGAGAGAUAUUCUCAGUGCUUUGUGUGUGAUUGGUACAAUAAAGAGGUAAGUCAUUUAUGACAUCUUAAGUAAUUUCCAGUGUGCUUAAUUUUUAUAGUAUUUUUAAGUGAUGUACCCAACUUUGGUUUUGUAUGAAUAAAAGUUAUGUGGCAAGGGUCAAUUUGGCCCUUGCUUUGGAUGUGAUGA
Messenger RNA from Ananas comosus (pineapple), 865 nucleotides. Its product is annotated as major pollen allergen Bet v 1-C-like. NCBI's taxonomy places the organism in Eukaryota, Viridiplantae, Streptophyta, Magnoliopsida, Poales, Bromeliaceae. Gene Ontology annotation, biological process: defense response; abscisic acid-activated signaling pathway. Gene Ontology annotation, molecular function: abscisic acid binding; protein phosphatase inhibitor activity; signaling receptor activity. The transcript has 2 exons. The coding region runs from base 104 to 586 and encodes 160 amino acids. The record is from RefSeq and is a predicted model, not a curated record. Gene Ontology annotation, cellular component: nucleus; cytoplasm.